Molecule: messenger RNA, 1602 nt
Organism: Closterium sp. NIES-65
Lineage: Eukaryota; Viridiplantae; Streptophyta; Zygnematophyceae; Desmidiales; Closteriaceae
Source: the annotation of a GenBank genome assembly
AUGAUAAGACAUUUACUGGACAACGUGGUGGAGCGCGGGAUGCCGCACCAUUAUUCCACUGAGAUGUGGGAGCGCACGCACAAGGGCACGGUCAAGGGUCCAGUUAGAGGGAGCAACUGGAGCGACAUUCCGCGCCGAAUCGUGGAGGAGGAGGUGCAGAGAGAGGUGUACCGUGAGGUGGCUGCAGACGCCGGCGGUGGGCGGCAGUAUGCGUCUGCAUUGCGCGAGGUUGCGGCUUGUUGUGGGAACGUGGUUGUACACGUGCAGGCAAUCAAGACGAGGAAACCGGUGCUUACAAAGAAGUAUCGGAUCAUGCGCAUAGGCGGGGCGUCGGAUCCGGUGUACGAUGAGUACACAGCCGCGCUUGGAGACGAGAUGAAGGGGAUGGCCGCGGAGUUUAAGGCGUUGGACCUGGCUACCAACAACGUGCAGGGACUGCUGGCUACUGCGCACCCGGACGAUGUGUUCUGCUUCCACGAGAUUAAUUUUCUUCCGAGCCGCCUCCCGAAGACAUACAUUCCAGACAAGCGUAAUGUUUGCGAGCGGAUUGUCAGCAUCGGCAUUCUUUACAACGCGACGGGCAGUUGUUCCGCGGUGCCACUGGUGGUCCUAUCGCCGUACGAUAGGCCCGAGCGCAGGCGGGGGCGCGCGGCAUCGCGCAUGGUGGCAGUCCGAUAUACGCACCGCGGCCGGUUGACUCCGGAGGUGUUCACGGAGUUUGUGGAGACUGUCAACGGUGUGCACUUUAGUCGUGAUCGCAACACACUCAUCCUAACCAUACACGAGGCGCAUCGCAUCACCGACGAGGUCGCGCGCCCCGUCUCGGAGCACGGCUUCAGUGUGCAGCACCUCACCAACACCCGUGUCGUCAACAUACGUGGCUCGGUUCCCGAAGGGGGCCUUCCGCACCUGCAGGGAGUGGAGGACGCGCUGAAGGCCCAUUACCGCGUUAUGCUGAUGAAGCGGGCGAUCGCGGCGAAGCGGUUCCAGUUCGACUAUGCCGCUUCUAUCGCCGACGUGGACUACGGACUCAUGCUGGAGUGGCUGGGGGAAUCGUGGACCCGUGUGCGCGCUGCAACCAUGCAGAGGAGCUGGUGGCGCGCCGGAUGCGUGCCGCCGAGCUGGCCGCCGCUGAUGGCGUACCUGAACGACACCAGCGCGACGGGCAUGUUUGAGCCGCUCAUUGCGACUUGCGUCGAGCUGCAGUUGCUCAUCGAGAAGUUUAAGAUGAGGCCUGCGUGCUACAUGACGGCGGCGGAGUUCGUCAACUGCGACGCGGGGCUCUGCGUGGAGCAGGGGUUCGUUGCCACACCUGCUGCAAGCGCGUCGGAUGACUCGUCGGGCGAGAUGAGCCUGCCAGACGGCCCGCUGCUGCGGGACGAGCGCAGCAGGCGGCGCGUCAUUCGCAACGUCACAAACGCGUACGUGGAGCGUGCCGAUGAGCUCGGCAUUCCCCCGGCCCUCGUGCCAGCAGAGGUCGGCGCAUCUAACCAGGAGGUGAUUUCCCGCCUCGGCAGGACGCCAGUUAAGCGUGCGCGAGCGGGGCUGCGCACGGAGGACAUGGCAGGCCCUUCGGAGCGCAAGGACGAGGACGACGAGUGA